GGUGACAUUGGGCAGUGUCGGGCAGCCACAAAACCUCUGCCCGUUUGUAUUUCUCAGAAAUCCCUUACCUCCCGCUUCUUCUAAGCAUUCGAAAUAGAUUAUAUUAUAUAAUACCCUCAAAACCCCCUGAGAUUCAAAGCCUAAACACAACAAUCAGUCUGUCGCUAAUCCCUCACUCUGUCUUCUUCGCUUCGUUUCGCUCUUCAAUAGCACAGAGACGGGGAAAGAGGGAGAGAGACCCUAUUUUCGUAUUUUGUAAGGUUUUGGUUUUCAAGUUUCUAUCAAAUUCCUAAGCUAGAGUGUUGACAGGAAAUGGCUAUGGAGAUCACUCAGAUUCUGUUGUCUGCUCAAUCACCGGAUGCAAAAAUCAGAAAUGAGGCAGAGGUUAAUCUCAGGCAGUUUCAAGAGCAAAACUUACCUCUUUUCCUUCUGUCCCUGUCAGUUGAGCUUGCAAACAAUGAAAAGCCUAAUGAAUCGCGUCGGUUGGCUGGUAUUGUCCUUAAGAACUCUUUGGAUGCAAAGGAUGCCUCAAGAAAGGAACAUCUUGUACAACAGUGGAUGACAAUUGAAAUUUCUAUUAAAUCUCAGAUCAAAGAUCUGCUAAUGAGAACGCUUGCCUCAUCUGUACAAGAAGCAAGACAUACAUCUUCACAAGUAAUUGCCAAAGUUGCUUCCAUUGAGAUUCCACGGAAGCAGUGGCCAGAGCUAAUUGGAUUAUUGCUUAACAAUAUGACUCAGCAAGAUAGUCCUGCAGCACUAAAGCAGGCAACCCUUGAGACUCUUGGAUAUGUUUGUGAGGAGAUAUCCCAUCAGGAUCUUGUGCAAGAUGAAGUGAACUCUGUUCUAACUGCUGUUGUCCAAGGCAUGAACCUCGCUCAACAUGGCCCUGAAAUCCGCCUUGCCGCAACAAAGGCUUUGUGUAAUGCCUUGGAUUUUGCACAGACCAAUUUUGAAAAUGAGAUGGAGAGAAAUUAUAUCAUGAAGGUGGUCUGUGAGACUGCCUUGUCCAAAGAGGUGGAGAUCAGACAGGCUGCUUUUGAGUGUCUUGUUUCGAUAGCAUCAACAUAUUAUGCUGUGCUUGAACCUUAUAUUGAGACUCUAUUUCAACUUACAUCAAAUGCGGUAAAGGGAGAUGAAGAGACAGUUGGCCUCCAAGCAAUUGAGUUCUGGAGUUCUAUAUGUGAUGAAGAGAUAGAGCUUCAAGAAUAUGGGAGUUCUGAAACUGGUGAUUCUGAACCUGUUCAUUCUCGUUUUAUAGAAAAGGCCCUCCCAUCUCUUGUUCCUAUGUUGCUGGAAACAUUAUUGAAGCAGGAAGAGGAUCAAGAUCAGGAUGAUACCGUCUGGAAUAUAUCCAUGGCAGGUGGGACAUGUCUAGGUCUUGUUGCUAGAACUGUUGGAAACGCAGUUGUGCAGCUUGUAAUGCCUUUUGUAGAAGCUAACAUUGUUAAGCCAGAAUGGCGUUGUCGUGAGGCAGCUACAUAUGCAUUUGGAUCAAUUCUUGAAGGCCCAACUGUUGAUGUGCUGACCCCACUUGUUAAUGCUGGCUUGGAUUUUCUGCUUAAUGCUAUGAGGGACGGAAAUAAUCAUGUCAAGGACACAACUGCGUGGACUCUCAGUCGAAUAUUUGAGUUGUUGCACUGUCCUGCUAAUGGUUUUUCUGUGAUCUCUCCUGAGAACCUCCAUCGGAUUGUGGCAGUUUUACUUGAAAGUAUCAAUGAUGCUCCACAUGUAGCUGAGAAGGUUUGUGGGGCAAUUUAUUACCUUGCCCAGGGAUAUGAGGAUGCAGGGAGUAGUUCCUCACUACUUACGCCAUGCCUUGCUGGCAUCAUCUCUCAACUUCUUAAAACUGCUGAGCGUACAGAUGGAAGUGACUCAAAGCUCAGGUCUUCUGCGUAUGAAACCUUGAAUGAGGUCAUCAGGUCUUGUAAUAUCGCUGAAACGUCUCAAAUAAUUACAGAGCUGCUACCAGUCAUCAUGAAUAAACUGGGGCAGACUCUAGACCUUCAGAUUGUAUCUUCUGAUGACAGGGAGAAGCAAGGAGAUUUACAAGCUUCCCUCUGUGGUGUUCUUCAAGUCAUUAUCCAGAAACUUAGCAGUACUGAUGAGACCAAGCCCAUUAUACUCCAAGCUGCAGAUCCUAUUAUGAUACUGUUCCUCAGAGUGUUUGCUUGCCGUAGCUCUACUGUGCACGAGGAAGCAAUGCUUGCAAUCGGUGCUCUGGCUUAUGCAUCUGGACCAGAGUUCGGCAAGUAUAUGCCAGAGUUAUACAAGUAUUUGGAGAUGGGAUUGCAGAAUUUUGAAGAGUACCAGGUUUGUGCCAUCACAGUUGGUGUGGUUGGUGACAUUUGUCGUGCAAUGGAUGACAAGAUUUUGCCUUACUGUGAUGGGAUCAUGAGCCACCUUAUAUGUGAUCUCCAAAGUGCUGAACUACACCGGUCUGUCAAGCCUGCCAUAUUCUCCUGUUUCGGGGACAUUGCUCUUGCGAUAGGGGAUCAAUUCUUGAAGUACAUUGAUUCUGCAAUUAUGAUGAUGCAGAGUGCAGCCCAGAUUUGUGCCCAGAUGGAUACUGAUGAUGAGGAGUUGAUGGAAUAUGGCAACCAGCUCAAGCGGAGCAUCUUUGAAGCUUAUUCUGGUAUUCUUCAGGGAUUUAAAAAUUCCAAACCGGAAGUGAUGAUGCCACAUGCUGGGCAUCUUUUGCGGUUCAUAGAAGUAAUUUUCAGAGAGAGUCAAAGAGACGAGAGUGUGACAAAAGCUGCAGUUGCAGUGAUGGGUGAUCUGGCUGAUGCACUUGGUUCCAACACAAAGAUUUUGUUUAGAGACAACACCUUCUAUGUUGAUUUUCUUGGCGAGUGUCUUCAAUCUGAUGAUGAGCAGCUCAAGGAGACUGCAAAUUGGACACAGGUGAUGAUUGCACGCGUUAUGGUUUCAUAAAAUGUAGCUAGAUUUGUCAGUGAGUCAAAUAGUUGUCAUUAGUGGUCUUGUUAGCUUAAAAGGAACAUUUGUCUUUUGCUCUUUUCUCUUUUUAGUCUCGGGUGAAAAGUGUCAAGGGCCCAGAAAGAAUAGAGCACUGUGCAUCCCUGUCUUUUGUAAUGUGAAUGUGAAUCAUAAUGAUUUUCUUUUAGUCCACACUCUCUAUGGGAUGGGAGAGAAUCUUUUGAAGUGCUUUGUGGAACUCUGCCACUGAUCGGUGGUGUAUUAGGGCAUUUUAUUUAUUUGUUACUUUUUUUUUUCAUCCAUGUAAAUGGUUCUAGUCGUACUUAAGUGUUGCUGCUUUUGUUCGAGUUUUCACUUUGCUUGA
This is a messenger RNA of Jatropha curcas, 3298 nucleotides long. RefSeq names its product importin subunit beta-1. Lineage: Eukaryota; Viridiplantae; Streptophyta; Magnoliopsida; Malpighiales; Euphorbiaceae. Gene Ontology annotation, molecular function: small GTPase binding. Gene Ontology annotation, biological process: protein import into nucleus. The record is from RefSeq and is a predicted model, not a curated record.